This is a messenger RNA of Racocetra persica, 272 nucleotides long. The record is from the annotation of a GenBank genome assembly. Lineage: Eukaryota; Fungi; Glomeromycota; Glomeromycetes; Diversisporales; Gigasporaceae.
AAUUUGAACUAAAAGAAAAUAUUGGUGGUAAAUUAGAAAGAAGUAGAGACAAUGAAUUAAAAAGAUAUGAUAAUGGUGAAUUGAAAGGAAGUAGUGAUAAUAAACUAGAAAGAAGUAGUAAAGAUAAACUAAAAAAAAGUAAUGACAAUGAGUUAGGAGGGAGUGAUGAUAAACUAGAAAAAAGUAGUAAUGAUGAACUAGAAGAAAGUGGUAAUGAUGAACUAGAAAGAAGCAGCAAUGAUAAACUAGAAAGAAGUAUCAUAAUGAACUAG